CGUGUCCGCGAAAACAUUUCAAAUGAGCUGAAGUUGAGAUAAGUCGGCAAAAGUUUCGCCUCAAAGGUUUUGAAGGUGUUGUGACUUAACACUGUUGAAGUUUUAGUUAAUCUAUGAGGAUAUUGGAAUAUUAAAAGUAGUUUAUUUCAAGGAUGGUACGGAAUCCGUUAUUUGUACUCGUCAUACUAGUCAUGUUGUUAUACGCGUGCGGAAGCCUAGCCAUCAGUGUAACGGUAAUUCCUCAGACCUUUGUUUUAUUGGCCUUACAACAGAUGAUGGUACAUGGUCAGCUACCCACACCUUUACCUGGUUUAGAUUCUGGUUCAGAUUUGCUGAAUAGAAAUAAUUUAGAUGGCACAGAAAAAGGCCAUAUACAAAUCGAUGUGGGUCUACGCAAUACUACAAAAUACCUCGGACAGACCGUACGGUUGAAUUGUGAGAUUACAGGAUCUCCGAUACCACAGUAUUCUUGGUAUAAAAAUAGUGCAGAAAUCAAUGAGCAAGUUGAUACAAGAUACAGUGUUAAACCCACAGACUGGGGAUCAAGAUUACGGAUAGUAAAUUUAGAGCCAGGUGACAAAGGAUUAUAUUCUUGUAAAGCACAGAAUAGUUUUGGUUCUAAGGAAACCAGCAGUUAUUUAAUUAUUAAAAAUGAAUAUCCACCACCACCCAAAAAGACACCAGAUUCUGGUCGUAAUAAUAAUAAUAAUAAUGGUAAAGAUGGUAGUGAUAUAGACUAUGAUAUAAAAUCUAUUUUGCCAGGUGGUGAUGGUGCUAAUGGAGGAUUUAAUGGGAAAUACAACACAGACCUGUUCCCUAAUCCAGAGGAAGAAGAGUUAGAUCAAGGCGAUGGAUUUUGUCAGGUCCAUAGAGGAAGCACUUGUUCUAAAUAUGUUGGAAACAUGAGUAUAUAUGUGUCAACUAAAUUCACACAAGGCCUUCGAGAAGAACGAUUUAUUGCUGCCUUCGCUGUGAUUGGUUCAUCCAAUCAUUUGUCUACAGAGUGCCAAAGUUUUGCGAUCCCUUCCCUGUGUUACCAUGCCUUCCCUUUAUGUGAUGAAACCCGAGGCAAGCCACGUCCGAGACAGAUCUGUAAAGAUGAAUGUGAAAUGUUAGAAGAUGAUAUUUGUAAAACAGAAUAUAUCUUAGCUAAACGACAUCCUCUUAUUGGUAAUCGGUUAUUACCUGAUUGUAGUAAAUUAGCCGAUCCAGGUACACCUGAAGGUGAUAAUUGUAUCAGAAUAGGAGUAGUAAAUAAACGAUUUAAUAAUAAAAAUAGAAAAACUAAUACAGAUGAUCCAGAUUGUUAUAAUGGUACUGGUAGUUCUUAUAACGGUAAAACAAGUCGAACUAAAUCAGGUCACACCUGUCAAUCCUGGACAUCAAAUAAACCACAUCAACAUUUCUACUCUGCUAGAUAUCCUGAAUUGGCAAAAGAUGGUCAUAACUACUGUCGUAACCCUGGUAAUGAGGAAUCGGAACCAUGGUGUUUUACCACCAAUAAAAAUGUGGUAAAAGAAAUGUGUGACAUCCCAAAAUGUGACACUUUACCAGCAUUUAAUUCUGGAAAUCAAGGAACGAGUACCCAUGUACCUGGUAAAGAAGGAAAUAAAUUGAUGUUUAUAUUGGUCCCUGGUAUAACAGUACCCCUAGCCCUAGCCUUACUCCUCGCUCUCGUCUGCUUCUGUCAAAGAUCACGCAGCAACAACAGCAAGGGAAAAGUACCAAGUCGCAAUGCAAACAACAGCCACGAGAUGAGUCCGAUAAAUCCCAAGACUACCACUAGAGCUCGCGAGUUUCCUAUGGGUAACGUGCGUUUUCUUCAAGAGUUAGGAGAAGGCGCAUUUGGUAAAGUCUAUAAAGGAGAAUUGAUGGGUCUUUACGGAGAUAACACCAUGACUAAAGUUGCCAUAAAGACCCUCAAAGAAAACGCGGCAGCAAAGGUUCAAAAUGAUUUUCGGAGAGAAGUGGAUCUAAUGUCGGAAAUGCGGCAUCCUAAUAUAGUUUGUUUGCUGGGUGUGUCGAUGAAACAGGAUCCUAUGUGUAUGUUAUUUGAAUAUAUGACUCAUGGCGACCUGCACGAAUAUCUGAUCGCGCAUAGCCCUCACUCGGAUAUUUCAAAUCUGGAGGAAAGUGGUCAACAGAAAAUCUUGGAUUAUUUGGAUAUGUUGCAUAUAGCCUCACAGAUAGCGGCCGGAAUGGAAUAUCUAGCAAGUCAUCAUUUCGUUCAUCGUGAUUUAGCGGCAAGGAAUGUGCUUGUGGGAGAUAACCUGAUUAUUAAGAUUUCGGAUUUCGGUUUAUCGCGAGAUAUCUAUUCGUCUGAUUACUAUCGUGUCCAAAGUAAAUCUCUGUUGCCCGUUCGUUGGAUGCCACCGGAGUCCAUCAUGUAUGGAAAAUUCACCACGGAUAGCGAUGUUUGGGCUUUUGGUGUUGUCCUCUGGGAAAUCUUUAGCUUUGGUCUACAGCCUUAUUAUGGAUUUUCAAAUCAAGAAGUAAUUGAGAUGAUUCGUUCGAGACAAAUCCUGCCCUGUCCUGAAGAUUGCCCGGCGAGAAUUUAUGGUCUGAUGGUAGAAUGUUGGCACGAGAUGCCCAACAGACGACCUCCAUUUAGAGAGAUGCAUGCCAGACUACGAGCCUGGAAAGGAGAAAUCAUGGCCAGUCAGAAUCCUCACUGGAGUCUGUCUCAAAGUCAGUCAGCUCAUUCAGGCAGUACCCACCAGAGUUCGCAUAGUCAGCCGAGUCACCAUAGCAGUACCGGGCCGAGUAAUACCACGGCUGUGACAGGUCUAACGGGGAGUAGUAACACAUCCGAUCAGUUAAUGCCUUAUCCCCAGCAAUACGCUCAACAAGCAGCGCCACAGCACAUGAUGCCACAACAUCAUCCUUUUAUAGGCAAUCAACCCGGAGCUCCCAUGCAACCUGGUCAUCCCCUGUAUAUGGCUCGUUUCCCCAUGCCCCCUCCUUAUAAUGGAAAUCAAGCUACGAAAGGGGCUAAUACAGCUGGCUCCGUAGCCAGCUCCAAAUCAUCCAGCAGUACUUCGGCCUCUGAGACACCAACGAGACCCCAACAACCUACUAAUAAUAGUUCAUUUAAAAAUAACGGACAAAAUCAACAACAUAAUUUUAAUACAAAUGGUCUAGCUGCGCCACCGCCAGUGUCUGUAGGUGAUUGUAAUCGCUUUAAUAACCUAAUGGCACAUAAUGUGUACAUUCCUGAUACACGGACUUCAGCAAUAUGACCAGUUACCUCCCUUGGGAGUUAAUCGCUCGGUUAAUAAAUAAAUAAUUAUACUUCUGUAUAAAUAAAACAAUAACAAAUUACAGAAAUGUUUUACAAGUUGAGUUUUGUUUCAACUUAAUACUUAAUUAUUGUUGGUGGUUGAAAAGUGCUUAGAUUGUUUUUAUUGUUAUGUAUUGGAUAUUCGUAUAAAACAUAGCGUGAAAUAUAACAACGUUACACAGUUCUCGCAGUCAGACUUUAACUCUUGAAGUUAUCUAUUGUGACUUGCGACUGUAUAAUAACGAAAGUUAUUGACAUUUUAUAAUGUGGUAUGCAAGAAGAAGAUUAUUGUACAAUAAUUGUACGGAGGACUCGAAGAUUAAAAUAUUACAUUACAAACACUAU
This is a messenger RNA of Patella vulgata (common limpet), 3625 nucleotides long. Its product is annotated as inactive tyrosine-protein kinase transmembrane receptor ROR1. Gene Ontology annotation, molecular function: ATP binding; transmembrane receptor protein tyrosine kinase activity; protein binding. The transcript has 14 exons. Gene Ontology annotation, biological process: positive regulation of kinase activity; cell surface receptor protein tyrosine kinase signaling pathway; multicellular organism development. The coding region runs from base 153 to 3239 and encodes 1028 amino acids. The record is from RefSeq and is a predicted model, not a curated record. Gene Ontology annotation, cellular component: membrane; signaling receptor complex. Lineage: Eukaryota; Metazoa; Mollusca; Gastropoda; Patellidae.